ACCGUAGAAACAGCUCUCUCUCUCUCUCUCUCUCUCUCUCUCUCUCUCUGCGUAGAGAUGGAUACGUUUUUCCUCUCUCAUGGAUCGCCGACACUAUCGAUCGACGAGGAGAUGCCGGCGAGGCAUUUCAUGAAAUCGUGGCAGGAGAAGAUCUUUCGGCCCAGGCCCAAAUCGAUUCUGAUGAUAUCAGGUCAUUGGGAGACGUCCGUUCCGACCGUUAACGUGGUGGAACGAAAUGAUACCAUCUACGACUUCUAUGGAUUCCCAAAACCCAUGUAUGAGCUUAAGUAUCCAGCGCCUGGUGCACCCCAACUAGCAAAGAGGGUGAAGGAGUUACUGACCGGUGCCGACUUCAAGAAUGUGAAGGAAGACAAGACCCGUGGCCUUGAUCACGGUGCAUGGGUCCCACUCAUGCUCAUGUAUCCGGAGGCUGACAUCCCUGUGUGUCAGCUAUCCGUUCAAACAAAGAUGGACGGUACAUAUCACUACAACAUGGGGAAGGCAUUGACCCCACUUAAGGAGGAAGGGGUACUUGUAAUCGGAUCUGGGAGCGCCACACAUAACUUGCGGGCCAUUAGAAUGGAUGGGACCACCGUCCCAUGGGCCAUUGAUUUUGACGAAUGGCUCAAGGAAACUCUCCUCAAUGGAAGGUACGACGAUGUAAAUCACUAUGAGGAGAAGGCACCGGCUGCAAAAACUGCACACCCAUGGCCGGACCACUUCUACCCGUUGCAUGUAGCUCUUGGAGCUGCUGGUGAAGGUGCAAAGGCGGAGCUCAUCCAUCAUAGCUGGAGCCAUGGUGCGCUUUCCUAUUCUUCUUACCGAUUUACUACAGCUACAUGAUCAUUCCCUACGGUGCUCAGCUGAGCCGUAGCGCAUGUCUUGUGACAACGCACAAUAAUACUGAAAAUGCUGCUAUAUUUUAGAACUUGAACUUUUAGUAUGAUGGGAAUUUAAGUGGAAAUGCUAUUUCUUGGGGUUUUUUUACUUCUUUCUGUAAUGAUUUCAUAGUCAUUUUAGUGGGA
Molecule: messenger RNA, 1025 nt
Organism: Magnolia sinica
Lineage: Eukaryota; Viridiplantae; Streptophyta; Magnoliopsida; Magnoliales; Magnoliaceae
Product: extradiol ring-cleavage dioxygenase-like
Exons: 3
Molecular function (GO): zinc ion binding; ferrous iron binding; oxidoreductase activity, acting on single donors with incorporation of molecular oxygen
Source: RefSeq, a predicted model, not a curated record